ACCGGAGCCGGAGCUCAGCCGCAGCGGAGCGGUCCCCGGUUCACCUCGGGGACCCUGCCGACUCUGCGCUUGGACGGUGCCGGGAACCACGCGGGACACGAGACCAAGAUGCAAGCCACCCCUCUGGCUGCUCCUGCUGGUGCCCCCUCCAGGAAGAAGGGGUUAGAGUUGGACAAUGACCUAGAUGCUGAGUGCCCUACCCGGAAACGAACUCGAAGCCAGUCCCAGCCCCUGCUGCCCCCCUGCCUGCUGCCCCUGAGCCCAACCCCCGCCCCAGAUCCUGUACCUGCUGUGGCCACUGCCUCCCGGCUUGGGCCCUACAUCCUCCUGGAGCCUGAGGAGGGUGGCCGUGCCUACCGUGCCCUGCACUGCCCCACAGGGACCGAGUAUACCUGCAAGGUGUACCCGGCCCCCGAGGCCCUGGCUGUGCAGGAGCCCUACGCGCGGCUGCCCCGCCACGAGCACGUGGCACGACCCGCUGAGGUCCUGGUGGGCACCCAAUUCCUCUAUGCCUUUUUCGAACGUUCCCACGGGGACAUGCACAGCCUGGUGCGCCGCCGCCGCCGCCUCCCUGAGCCCGAGGCUGCUGUGCUCUUCCGCCAGAUGGCCGCCGCCGUGGCACACUGCCACCAGCACGGUCUAGUCCUGCGGGAUCUCAAACUGCGCCGCUUUGUCUUCACCAACUGUGAGAGGACGAAGCUGGUACUGGAGAACCUGGAGGACGCGUGUGUGUUGACCGGGCCGGACGACAGUCUAUGGGACAAGCACGCCUGUCCAGCCUACGUGGGGCCCGAGAUCCUCAGCUCACGGGCAUCCUACUCUGGCAAGGCGGCAGAUGUCUGGAGCCUGGGUGUGGCGCUCUUCACCAUGCUGGCUGGCCACUACCCCUUCCAGGACUCAGAGCCUGUCCUUCUGUUUGGCAAGAUCCGUCGCGGGGCCUUUGCCCUGCCGGAAGGCCUCUCGGCUCCAGCCCGAUGCCUGGUCCGCUGCCUCCUUCGACGGGAGCCAGCUGACCGGCUCACAGCCACGGGCAUCCUGCUGCACCCCUGGCUGCGGGAGGACCCACGGCCCCCAGCCCCAUCACGGUCCCACCUCCGGGAGGCUGACCAGGUGGUCCCUGAUGGACUGGGGCCAGAAGAGGCUGAGGAAGAGGAGGGAGACAAGGAUGUGGGUUUAUACGGCUAAGGCCUCCCUAGUAGAGUCUUAGCUGCCAACAGUGGAUUGAUUUGGGGUGUCUCCAAGCUUUCUCCCUCCUCUUUGAACUGAGCCACACUUUAAGUGCCUUCUACAGGGGAGGAAGGAGGAGGCAUGUGCAGAGCGUGCUGUUUUCACACCUGUGGUGUCCACACGCCUGUGCACAUAGGCUUGGCUAUACAAUAAGUCUGUCCUGGGUACUUGCUGUAUGCCAACCCCUAUUCUGGGUGCUGGGAACACAGCAGUGAAAAAAGAGACAAACCUCCCUGCCUCACAGAGCUGAUACACUGGUGCUCUUGAGCCAGAGACCCCUCUCCAUGUCUACCCACCAGGGCCUGCCCUGGACACGUUAGUACCCACAUGUCAGCACCCACUUGCUGGUGCUGUGGUGCUUCUGUCCCUAGGACAGUCCCUUUCACCAACAACCCCACUGCCUUUUGUGUCUAGCACCUCGUGAAAGCGAAAUGUCCUUGUGCCAAAUGCCUCCAGAGCUCAAGGCAUGCUGGGAAUUGUGUUCCCAGCAGCUCUGUCUUCUUGAUUAAGAGGUACUUUAUCCAGGCCCAAGCCAAGGAUGUGGGCCAGAAGAGCAAGAAUCCAAACUAUGAGGCUGGUCCUCAACUAACUUAAGGAAUGGCUUAGAAUGAGCGUCCAAGCCUGUCUACCUUGGUGACCCCUGACCUGAGCACAGAGGUUGGAGGCAGGAUUAGCCAGGGGUAUGCCCUCUGGCCACUUGGAAGUAUCAGGCCCUGUUCUGGGGAUCCCACUUCAACACUAUGGGUUUUGGAUACCAUGAGUAUAUAUUUUUACCUUGUGCCUUAAUAAAGGAGAGUUAUAAAUCA
Molecule: messenger RNA, 2033 nt
Organism: Loxodonta africana (African savanna elephant)
Lineage: Eukaryota; Metazoa; Chordata; Mammalia; Proboscidea; Elephantidae
Gene: TRIB3
Product: tribbles pseudokinase 3
Exons: 4
Coding region: 109-1185 (358 amino acids)
Biological process (GO): protein phosphorylation; regulation of MAP kinase activity; positive regulation of proteasomal ubiquitin-dependent protein catabolic process
Cellular component (GO): nucleus
Molecular function (GO): ATP binding; mitogen-activated protein kinase kinase binding; protein kinase activity
Source: RefSeq, a predicted model, not a curated record